CUUGUUGGUAGCUCUGAUUUUUGACAAAUGUCAAAAUUUAGCAUCGGAAGGACGUGACGUCACUGAUCUCUUUUCCACACGUUCUCGUAGUGAUCGGUAGCAAGCUUCUUCGAGUAGCAAAAAUCUAAGCAAAAUGGGUCGUGUACGUACGAAGACCGUGAAAAAGGCCUCGAAGGUUAUCAUUGAGAAAUAUUACACUCGCUUGACGAUGGAUUUCCACACGAACAAACGUAUUGUUGAGGAAGUGGCCAUCAUUCCCACUAAACCACUGCGCAACAAGAUUGCUGGUUUCGUGACACAUCUGAUGAAGCGUCUGCGACACUCCCAGGUGCAUGGUAUCUCAAUCAAGCUACAAGAAGAGGAGCGCGAACGUAGAGAUAACUACGUGCCGGAGGUUUCUGAGCUGGAACAGGACAUCAUUGAAGUCGACCCAGAGACCAAGGACCUGAUGAAACACAUGGAUUUCAACACCAUCGUCGUGCAGGUCACUAACCCAUCCGCGCAAGGUUAUAACAGGCGUAACUAGGUCGAGAACAUUAUUGAUAAAAUGUUCUCGAUUAAGUGUCGUUUUGUAUUGUAAGCAAAUGGUAUCUAGCCGGAUAAAAAAUAUACACUAAAAACUA
Messenger RNA from Toxorhynchites rutilus septentrionalis, 623 nucleotides. It is a transcript of the gene RpS17, whose product is annotated as 40S ribosomal protein S17. Lineage: Eukaryota; Metazoa; Arthropoda; Insecta; Diptera; Culicidae. The record is from RefSeq and is a predicted model, not a curated record. Gene Ontology annotation, molecular function: structural constituent of ribosome. The coding region runs from base 134 to 526 and encodes 130 amino acids. Gene Ontology annotation, cellular component: ribosome. Gene Ontology annotation, biological process: translation. The transcript has 3 exons.